CCCCCGGCUCGCUUUCCCCAGCUCCGCUCCCAGGCGGGUUUGGCUGCUGGCGCAGGCGGUGAACACCCGCUGCCAGCCCGGCUGCCUGGCUGGCCAGCUGCCAGUCUCCCCGCUGCGGUCGGGCUUGCGCAGCGAAUGCGUCGCUGCUCAUCUGACCAGCACUGCCGGCCCGCGUCCCUGCACCCGAGCCCCGCAGCCGGCUGGGGUGGCGAGGCCCGAGCUCAGCAGCAGCAGGCAGCAGGAGAGCAGUCACAGCUCGCUGCAGCUCGCCACGGCUCCCCGGCACCAGCUCCUGCCUCCUCCGCAGAGCACCACGUCCUACUGAGAUGGCAAGCAUCCAUGGGGCAGAGUCCGACGUUGACGACGCAGCCAAGCCUGAAGAGGCCAUCUACGAGGAGGUGACAGCCUGUGAGAGGAUGGAGCUCAGCCAGCGGUUGGCUGUGGAGGAGCUCAUCACCACCGAGGCCAGCUAUGUCCACAACAUCCAGCUUUGUGUGUCAGAUAUCCGUGCACACCUCCAGAAGAAGCAGCUGCCUGAUCUCGACCUGGAAGGACUUUUUUCUAACACUGAUGACAUCCUCCAUGUCUCUAGACGGUUUCUGAAGAGGCUGGAGGCCUCAGCCACCCAGGAACAUGAGCAGCUGCUCUACAUCAGCAACCUGUUCCAGGAGUUCAAGGACGAGAUGGAAACCGUCUACAAGAUCUACUGUGCCAGCUAUGAGCAUGCGCUCCUUCUGGUGGAGAGCUACCGCAAGGACCCCAGGCUGCAGGAGGAGAUCUUGGAGACCCUGAGUGCAACAGUGCCUCACACAGGCGCAUCAGACCUCAGCUUCUUCCUGGUGAUGCCCGUGCAGAGGGUCACCAAAUAUCCUCUGCUGCUGGGGAAGAUCCUGGAGAACACCUCGACCAGCGCCAGCGCCUACCCAGCCCUACAGGCAGCUGUCCAUGCCAUGGCCCAGGUCAAUGCCAAUAUCAACGAGUAUAAACGGCGCAGAGAAGUAGCAACCAAAUACAACAAGGCUGAGCACCUGACCCUCCGGGACCGCUUUGCGCGCCUCAACACGCACUCCAUUGCCAAGAAGACCACACGCCUGAGCCGUCUCCUCAUGCACGAGGCUGGCAUUGUAGCCAAGACAGAGGACAAGGAGUAUGAUGACCUGGAGGAGAAGUUCCAGUGUGUGGUAUCCAGCGUGGCCAUGCUGAAGGAGAAUGUGGCAUCCUACCUGGGUCAUUUAGAGGCGUUCCUGUUGCCCACUCCACACAAGCGUGAGCUGCAGAUCGACGAGGGACCUGCCCAGCAAUACCGUCGCUUUGCAGAACACCUCCAUUGCACCGUUUUCCCAGAGUUUAAGCGACGGCUGGACAAGCUGGUCUGCCAGCCUCUCUGCAGCCUCUCAGACAUGCUGGUGGGGCCACAGCAGCUGGUCAAGAAGCGCCUGGACAAGCUGCUGGACUAUGAGGAGAUACAGGAACGGAAGACUGAGAUGGGCAGCGUAACGUAUGAUGAGGAGGCAGCCAUGAACACCUACCUUGCCAUCAACGCCUUGCUUGUGGCCGAGCUCCCGCGAUUCAACCAAGUGGCUCUGCAACUCUUAGGGCAAAUAUUGUGCUCCCUCAGCACCCUGCAACGGGACUUGGCUGCCCAGGUCCUGCAACAGGCAGAAAAGGAGCUGGAGCAGAUGCCCCAUAGCCACAUGCCUCUGCCCAGUUUCUGGAAGAUGAUGGAAGACACCUUGAAGCAGUCUGGUGCUCAGCUCCGUACCUUCUGCCAGGCAUUCGAGACAGUCACUCUGAUCCCAGAGGCACAGCCUCUGAACCCUGCUGAAGAGCGAAAGGUCCUUUCCCUUGUGAGCAAACAUGGGCCAGACAAGCUUUACCAAGUGACAAGCAACAUCAGUGGCAGCAAAGACUUGGACCUGACCUUGCAAAGAGGACAGAUUGUAGCUCUGCUGCAAAGCGUGGACACUAAGGGGAACACGAGCAGAUGGCUGGUGGAUGCUGGAGGUCCCCGAGGGUUUGUGCCUGCUGGAAAGCUCCAGCCCUAUCGGCCAGUACAAAGCCAGCAGCCUGGGAUGCAGAUGCCAACCCUGGAGACCAGCACAGAGAGAAGGCGACAUUCAUAUGCAAUACCUGAAGCUCCCAGGCCCCAGGUGGCCACCUUCACCCCAGCUUUCCAGGUGGUUGCCGGCUUCUCAUUCACAGCCCGGAGUCAGCAGGAGGUGAGCCUCCAAGCAGGGCAGCCGGUAGUGGUGCUGGAGCCACACGACAAGAAGGGGAGCAAAGAGUGGAGCCUGGUGGAGGUGAACGGCCAGAGGGGCUAUGUGCCCUCCAGCUACCUGAUGACCAUCCCGGUGCAGGAGCCCGCAGGCUGGAGCUUGCCUGUGUGAGCAUGGCCAGCCCACAACCAAGGGCAUAGGCUUCAUCGGAUGAGAGCUGUCUGCUUAGCAGUCGAGGUCUUGUUGCAGGAGAUGCUGGAGGGGGGUGGCCCCAGACUGGGAUGGCGGUGGGAAGCAGCUGGCAGAAUAUGGCCCAAGGGGACGUGGGUGUGAGAAAUGGCGACUGGGAGGCAUUUUUUAAUGGGUAGAUGUGAGGGUGCCAUGUCACAGACAUGUUUGCACAGAGGAAAGAAGCAUGAGGGAGUGAGGGCAGGUGGCUGCAGUUUUCCAGGUGUUUGCUGAAAUCCGUGUCAGUGAUAGAAGUGUUCCUUUAGGGUGAGGAGGCAGCAUUGCCCCCCGAAAGAUGAGGAUGGGGCUGCAAAGGGUGCAGUGCUGCAGAGGGGGUCUUCAACCUGGUGUGGAGCAUCUGGGGCUCUUGGGAGAGGGGCUUUAGGAGCAGAGCUGACAGUGAAUGCAGAGGCUAAGGUGGAGCAGCCCUGGAGACACAGCUUCCCACUCCUCACCUGGACACCACGUCUGCCUGAGCGCCCACCUUGCUGUGCCAUCAUGGUCCUUUCGACAGCACAGCCUUCACACCUUGCCAAAGGGCAUGGCAAUGCCAGUCUGCACCGGGCUGCGCUGUCAGCAACGGGAAGGUACCAAGCAGAGCCCUGUGGCCAGGGUCCUCCUCAGCCCUUGUGGCCACUGAGCACUGCUCCUGUCCUCAGUUUCCCCCUGUGCAGCAGGGAUGAUGGUACUGAUCCCUUGGAGAGGACUUUGAGCUCUGGUGAUGCGAAGCCCUAUGUACACCACUGAUGCUGUUUGGUGGGAGUGAUCUGCUGACAUUAUUACACACUGUACUGGCUCGCUGCCCCGCCGUGCUGCUGGGCUCGCGUCCUGGGGUCAUGCUGUGGGGCCGGGUCAUCGUGCUGUGGGGCUGUGCCAUGAGGCUGUGCCGUGGCCCGUGGCAUGGGGUCAUUCUGUGGGGCUGCGUUGUGGUGCUGUGGGGCUGUGCAUUGGCCCGUGGCAUGGGGUCAUUCUGUGGGGCCAUGCUGUGGGCUGUGUCUUCAGGUCUGUGCUGUGCUGUGGGUCUGUGCUGUGGGGAUGUGCUGCGGGGCUGUGUUGUGCCUGUGCUAUGGGGUUGUGCCUGUGCCGUGGGGCUGUGCUGUGGGGCCGUGCUGUGGGGCCAUGUGCUGUGCUGUGGGUCUGUGCCAUGGGCUGUCUUGUGGGGCUGGGCUGUGGGCCUGUGUCGUGGGGCUGUGCGGUGGGGCUGUGACUGUGCUGUGGGGCUGUUCCGUGGGGCUGUGCCUGUGCCGUGGGGCUGUACCAUGGUCUGUUCCGUGGGGCUGUGCUGUGCCUGUGCCGUGGGGCCGUGCCGUGGGGCUGGGCUGCGCCACGGGCUGUGCCUGCGCUGCGGUUCUCCGCCGGUGGCCGCCAGAGGGCAGAGCCGCCCACGGCGCCGGGCGGCGCGGCGCGAGCGGUCGGGGCUCCGUGCCUCAGUUUCCUCACGGGGUGCGCUGGGGCCGCGCCCUCACCCGAUGCUGAUGAGGCUCAGGGCAGGGCUGGCGGGGGGGGGGCAGAGCGGAACUCGGGGGCACCCUCAGGGUGCAGGGAGAGCUCAGCCCCUGGUGCCAUGCUGCCCACCCUUGCCCGCGGGUAGGGGAGCGUGGCAGCACCCACCCCAGCAGCACCCAUCCCAGCAGCACCCUGGCGUCGAGCGGGCUGCCCUGGGCUUCCCGCAUCAAAGAUGCACUGGUGUGGCCGGCGAGCGCUGGCACGCUGCUCCUGCUCCCUGCCCGGCAGCCCACGGGCUCCCCACAGAACGCACUUGGGUGGCGAGGCGGCUGCGGAUUCCCGCUGCGCUGCCCUGCGGCCGGGCAUGGGGCCCGGGUGGCGUGUCCUCAGCCGAGCUUGCACCACGUGGGGAGGGAUGGUGUGGGGACAGGCAAGUGGGGACAGGCCCCAGACACUGCUUCGCUUUCGCUGUGCCCCCCACCUGUGGGUCUGGGUCCAGGUUCGGGGCGGAUUCGCCAGUGGGGCUCAACCUCCUUUGUUCCUGCAGGGUUUUCCAGCAGGGAGGCUGGGGGCUUGCUGCCUCCACCCGGGGGAAAGCCCCUGGCAAGUGUUCGCCCACACGAAGCCUGGGAAGGGGCAGCAGUGCUGAAGCUAGGGAAAUUCCUUGGGGUUGCUCCUAGGCUGGG
Cuculus canorus (common cuckoo) is the source of this 4576-nucleotide messenger RNA. RefSeq names its product Rho guanine nucleotide exchange factor 37 (gene ARHGEF37). The transcript is spliced from 14 exons. Gene Ontology annotation, molecular function: protein binding; guanyl-nucleotide exchange factor activity. NCBI's taxonomy places the organism in Eukaryota, Metazoa, Chordata, Aves, Cuculiformes, Cuculidae. The coding region runs from base 327 to 2387 and encodes 686 amino acids. The record is from RefSeq and is a predicted model, not a curated record. Gene Ontology annotation, cellular component: cytoplasm.